UUGUAGGAAGCGGUCCCUUGGCGUCGCUUCAAAGCUGCGGCUUUAACACGAAUUUCCGUGUAUUGUCCGAAUCGUGAUGAGGAAAAGGAAACGUGUGAUCUGGGGCUGAGUUCGAUAUAAAAAAGGCAGCGGUCUUGCCGAGCUGCUGUGUGUGACUGAGGCGCCCGGCAGCCCACAGCCAGCGACCCCGACCGGCUCCCCGAGCAAAUGUCAGCGGCAAUCGAGAGGAAAUCGCUGGAGAAUGCAGAAGAGCCAGUGGAUGAGGUUCUACAGAUGCCACCUUCGUUAUUAACAUGUGGGGGUUGUCAGCAGAAUAUUGGAGAUCGUUAUUUCCUGAAAGCCAUUGAUCAGUAUUGGCAUGAAGACUGUCUGAGCUGUGACCUGUGUGGCUGUAGACUGGGAGAAGUGGGUAGGAGACUGUACUACAAACUCGGUAGAAAGCUUUGCCGCAGGGAUUAUCUCAGGUUAUUUGGUCAAGAUGGACUUUGCUCCGCCUGUGACAAGCGAAUCAGAGCCUAUGAAAUGACAAUGCGAGUAAAGGAUAAGGUUUACCACCUGGAGUGUUUUAAAUGUGCUGCUUGUCAAAAGCAUUUCUGUGUGGGAGACAGAUACCUGCUCAUCAACUCAGACAUAGUCUGUGAACAGGAUAUUUAUGAAUGGACUAAACUGAAUGGAAUGAUCUAGAAUUACUCCAGACAUUCUGAAAUGCUGAGUUUUGUAAGCACUGUGUAUAUGUGAAUUCAUGAUUUUGUAAGAGACUGUAAAUGUUAAGAACUUGUACAGAUAUUUUAUUAAUACAAGCUGUGAAGGUAUACAUGAUUUACUGUGAGCUAUUAACUUCUACAGCUUCAUUAAAGAGAAUGAAAUUUAAUAUCUUCUUAGUUGUCAAAAAAAACCUACAUACUUAAAUUAAGAAUUUCUUAGUUUGUGUUUUGAUAGAAUUACUUAGUUCUAAACUUCAUUAUAGUCUUUCAAUACCAGACAUGGACACAAGGACUGAAAAUCCAAUGAGAACUCAGUACUUCCCCUGAUAAUAAACCAGCAUUCAAUGAGCUAUGACAUUGAAACAGAGGUCAACAUGGUCAAGGGGAACCCCUCUUCCUGCCAUCAACCACGGCACCCCCUACCCACCACAAAGUGGGCUGGUUAUGGUUGUUGGUGACCAAUUAAUAGAACCAAAUGAGUUCCUUGGAGCCUGCAUACUCAAGCUAGCAUGUGUGUAGCAGCUCUCCACCCCCCCUCCCCCCGUAAAAUUCUCCAGUACUACAAUCCACUGAGCUACCUGCACUCCUUCAAUUCUGAUUUGUUGUUCACUUCUUGUUUUCCAGUCAAUACACUACUGGCAGCUGGAACUUCAGCUGUCAAGACCGUAAGCUCUGGAAUUAUCUCCCUAAACAUUUCCAUCUCUCCAUAUCCCUUUCCUUCUUUAAAAUACUUAAUUAAAACUGAUCUCUUCAACAAAGCUUUUCAACAUCUACCUAAUAUCACCUUGAGUAAUGCGGCAUUACAUUUUGUUUAGUAACCCCCCUAAUAGGACACCAAUGCACAUUUUGAUCAUGUUAAAAGCACUAUAUGAGUUUUUGCUAUUAGUGUCAGGCAUUGAAAAUCAUGUGGCACUGUUUGAAGACUCCUAGAUUUCUUAAGCAGAGCCAGGUCCCUGCUGCCGAAGUUCAACAUUUUCAGAUAACCAACCUAUCCUAUUUAUGUCAGCUACGGUCAAUUGUGGUAUAACAGCAAGGAAUGUUAGGGGUGGUCUAGUGGUAUCUGUAUGGAGAGGGCUAAGAUCAGCAUUUUGGGUCCAUGAUCUUUCAUAAUAGCUAUUCACUGGCCUCUAGCAUUGGCACUGUUUCUGUCUCUAGAGAUGCCGCCUGGCUUGCUGAGUGUUUCUAGCACUUCCUGCUUUUGUUUUUCUUUUCAAUCCCUGGCCAGUUCUGCUGUAAGCCAGUUUUCUCUCUCCAAAAAUGCUACCUGAUCUGCUAGGCUUUCCCAGCAUUCUCCUUUAUUUCAGCUUUCCAGCAACUACUGCGUUCUGCAUCUCACUGAUCCUGCAUGUUUUUUUUCUAUCCUCUGUUCUCCUUCCAAUUACACCUUCAGAUGAAUUGGUGGCCAUUGACAUGUGCUCUCAAUUUACAUGAACUUUCUCUUGGUCCACACCCUAUCACAAAGAGUCUCUUUGUUCUCCUUGUCCCUUCUCCACAACUUAAAAAUAACUAAAUGAUUCCACUUCUCAUGACCAGUCAUCAACCUGAAAGUUAUGAAAACAGGAGAUGCUGUAAACACUCAGCAGGCCAUACAACAUGUAUGGAAAAACAAGCAGAAUUAAUGCUUCAGGUCAAAGACCCUUCAUCAGUACUGGGAAAGAGAGAAAACAAGUUGGUUUAAAGUGCAGAGAGUCUGGGGGAGGGAGAAGUAGGACAAAGAGAAGAUCCGCUAAGGUGAGACGAGACUUGUGGAGAUAAGCUGUAACCAAGGUCACUCAGUAGAUUAGACAACAUCUGGGGAGAUAUUUUUAAAAACUACAGUAAUGCAAUCUCAAUAUUCAAUGAUAGUUGCUUUUAUAACUAGUUAAUAUAGAGUCAAGGAUGGAAGCAUGGAUAAUCUCAAGUGUUGUAUUAAA
Pristis pectinata (smalltooth sawfish) is the source of this 2617-nucleotide messenger RNA. RefSeq names its product LIM domain only 2 (rhombotin-like 1) (gene lmo2). The record is from RefSeq and is a predicted model, not a curated record. Gene Ontology annotation, biological process: positive regulation of transcription by RNA polymerase II. The coding region runs from base 208 to 684 and encodes 158 amino acids. Gene Ontology annotation, molecular function: transcription coactivator activity; DNA-binding transcription factor binding. NCBI's taxonomy places the organism in Eukaryota, Metazoa, Chordata, Chondrichthyes, Rhinopristiformes, Pristidae. Gene Ontology annotation, cellular component: nucleus. The transcript has 3 exons.